AUGAAAUCCUUCUUAGGUAUUGUUCUUUCUGUUCUAUUACUUAGUCAGUUACAAAAACAAAUUGAUGGCGGUCCAGUUUCUGGUGCUACAUGUUGUGCGGGCUGCUGUGCAACAGCUAUGGCCGUUCCAUUUCUUGGAGCUGCAGGAUUUGGUGCCUGUCUACCAACAUGUAUUGCAACAAUGGGUGAAUUUCCACCACAUUGUGUAUUUUGUGCGGCAAUAUUUCUGGCGCCAACGCCAUGA
Rotaria sp. Silwood2 is the source of this 243-nucleotide messenger RNA. NCBI's taxonomy places the organism in Eukaryota, Metazoa, Rotifera, Eurotatoria, Philodinida, Philodinidae. The record is from the annotation of a GenBank genome assembly.